Molecule: messenger RNA, 1521 nt
Organism: Rhipicephalus microplus (southern cattle tick)
Lineage: Eukaryota; Metazoa; Arthropoda; Arachnida; Ixodida; Ixodidae
Product: lysosomal alpha-glucosidase-like
Biological process (GO): carbohydrate metabolic process
Molecular function (GO): alpha-1,4-glucosidase activity; carbohydrate binding
Source: RefSeq, a predicted model, not a curated record
AAGCCAGAGCGCUCUCGGAGAGCGGCCGAUAUACGUCGCAUCGAGCCGUGUGUAUGCGACGCCGCUCGCGGUGCGGCUCUGGUUUUGGCGUUCCCUGGAAGCGGGGCAGAGAGCCGGAGCGUAACCGUGCCGAGGACGUGGCCCGCGCCGGGCGCGAUCUAGGACUGGCUGCUCGCUGCCUACAUGGCGCGAGACGUCGACGGCAGUGGAUUUGGACGGUCUCACACUUUCAGGCUGGAUCGCACGGCUUCGACGGCCAGCACGAGCUGCUGGGAGCGGCUACACAUGCCGAACAUAUCGAAGACGCACCUGGCCAUCGGCUGCGUGGUCUUCUUUAUGGCGUGCAUGAUCAUCAUCCUGGUGGCUCUGGCCGUGACGAUAGCGACGCACCGCUACUUCUACUACAACGUGGCCCCUGCGGGAUCGGCGGGAGGCCCCGCAGGUGGCGGCGGCCCCGACGGAGGAGGUCCUGGACCAUCCGAGCCCGAUAUCAUCACGGACAUCCCUUGUCCGGUGCAAGCCGUCGAAGACUGCGAGAAGCACGGGUGCAAGGCGAUGCCGGAUCCAGGACACGGCGGGGCCACUCGCUGCUUUCUGCGGGACGACGCGUUCGGCUACCGGUAUCGGCACACCACGUACGGAGACCGGGAGGUCAACUACAGCCUCACCUACGACAUGACCUCGCAGGGCCCUUUCGCCGAUGAUGUCAUCAACAACGUGCGCGUGCAGGCGGUGUACCUCACUGAAGAUACGUUGAGGUUACGGAUUCACGACGAGGACAGACGUCGCUACGAGGUGCCCGUGUUGGACGACUCACCGCUCAUGCGAAGCCCUCCCGCUGUGGACAGGAGCCGCUUGCGGUACCUCAUCGAGGCCAACGAGACGAGACGCGGACGCGCCAGGCUGAGGGUGCUGCGCUCGGACAAUUACGUCGUCAUGCUGGACUCGUGGCACCUGGUGAUGACCGAGCAGUUCCUUCAGGUGGUGCUACCUUACAGCGGCGAACAGCUGUACGGAUUCGGAGAGAGCGGACACGAGCACAUCAACCUUGCGAUGGGAAGCGGCACGAUGUUCUCCAGGCGUGUCAGCAACUACAGCGCCAUGGAUAACGCAAUCGCAAACUGGGAUAACUUCGCUGGAGUUCACCCGUUCUUCAUGAAUCCCAAAGGAGACGGAACAGCAUGGGGAGUUCUCAUCCUCAACAGCAACGCGAUGGAUUACACGGUGACAUCGGGCGGAAACAUCGCCAUUGCGACCACGGGCGGCAUCCUGGACCUUUACUUCUUCGUGGGAUCCACACCCGCUCAGGUGGUUCAACAAUACCAAAAGGACAUGAUCUGGCUGGACGUAUUCCAAGAUUCGAAGGCAUUCACUCUGAACUCCGCUUUCGGCGGCCUUCAGACCUACGUCCGGCAACUGGCGAGCGCGGGCGUUCAAGUGGGCCUGGUCACAGUACGUACCCGAAUGUGCCAAACCUCGAUAAAACAAAUGGUUCCCUACAUCGAACACCACUUCGUAUAA